UAUUUUCCCGCAGGUGAUCGUUGAAGUUCGAAAGCUAUAUUCGGUUGCCAACUCGCGAAUCUUCGUAGUACGAGUGAAAAAGUGAAAGCGCAGUGCUAAUAGAAGAAAGUUGAAUGAGAUGGCUCCUCCUGCGAAGUUGCUAGAUGGCCUGGAACCCAAUUGUCAACAUCUUGUCGAAAAUCCCUCGGACGAGCAGAUUUUCAAAAUCGAUGAUCUUCAGGCGGAUGGAGUCACCGGAGGAGAAAACGACGCUGGCGGUCCUGCACCAUCGGGUGAUGUAGUGUCGAAUUCUCAUGAAAAUGAGGUUCCUAUCGGAAAUGACGUCGGGAAUGUAUCGAACGGAAUGCAAAGAGAUGGUGCUCUUCGUGCGCCUUCUGGGAUGGGACCGAGAAAGAGAAAAGUGCUGCAUGAAAGUGUCCCCAAUGUUCCUGAGCUCGGAUUCCGAGCCAUGAUUUUUUACAAUUUCAUGCGUGGGUUGAACUCCGUGGAUUGUGAAACUGAGAUGAAGGAACUUUUCGGUGAUGAAGCUCCACCAAUGAGUACUAUUCAAAAAUGGUUCCUGCGGUUUGAAGCCGGGGAUUUCAACCUCGAUGAUCUCGAUGCGCAUGAAAUCGAAGGAGAAAACUGUGCUGGAGGAAAUCGUGCUUCAUCAGAUGAUGCGGUACCGAAUUCCCGUGAAAAUGCGGUCGUGAAUGCAUCGAACGGACGGCAAAGAGAUAUUGCUCUCCGUGCGCCUUGUGGGAGUCCGGUGUCGCCCAUUUCUUUGAAGCGGGAAAAUUACCUGUCUUGGGAAGAGUACUUCAUGUCGAUGACGUUUUUGUCCGCAAUGCGAAGCAAAGACCCGGUUUCCCAAGUAGGAGCUUGCAUCGUGAAUCCGGAAAAUAAAAUCGUUGGGAUCGGGUACAACGGAAUGCCAAACGGCUGCAGCGAUGAUUUGAUGCCCUGGGGUAAAGACCCCAAUGACCCUUUGAAUAAUAAGCAUUUGUAUGUUGUUCAUGCUGAGCAGAACGCAAUUAUGAACAAGAAUACGUACGACGUCAAAGGCUGCACCAUUUACGUGGCGCUUUUUCCUUGUAACGAAUGUGCCAAACUGAUUAUUCAGUCAGGGAUCAAGUCGGUGAUAUAUUUUUCGGAUAAGCAUGCGGACAAGGUACCAACUAUGGCAGCGAAGCUGAUGUUCGAUCAUAUCGGCUUGCCAUAUCGAAAAUUCAAUCCGAAGCGCAGGAAAGUGACGAUCGACUUCGAAGCCAUAAACCGGAUGGGACCGAGAAAGAGAAAAGUGCUGCUUAAGAGUUUCCCCACUGUUUCUGACCGCGAAUACCGAGCGAUCUUUUUCUACAAUUUCAUGCGUGGGUUGAACUCCGUGGAUUGUGAAACUGAGAUGAAGGAACUUUUCGGUGAUGAAGCUCCAUCAAUGAGUACUAUUCAAAAAUGGUACCAGCGAUUUAAAGCCGGGGAUUUCAACCUCGAUGAUGAGCCACGUGCACCGAAACCGAGUUGUACUGAAAACGUUGAGCGUGUGCGUGGAUUGCUCGAAGAUAAUAAGCGAGUGACCAUCAGGAAAAUAGCUGAUGAACUCAACCUCACUUUUAAUGACGUCCAAAAGAUUAUCCAACGAGAUCUUGGCUUCACCAAAAGAUCCUCGAGCUGGGUCCCGAACAAAAAGAGAUCCAGGACGAAGAAACCGGAUCAUGAUCCGGCAGAAGAAGUAAUCCCUGCCAUUGUUGAUGACCUAUCACCGUUGGUCGAUCCUUUGAACAUUUUUACCCAAUUCUUGGAGUGUUCCACGUCGGAAUAA
Molecule: messenger RNA, 1798 nt
Organism: Notodromas monacha
Lineage: Eukaryota; Metazoa; Arthropoda; Ostracoda; Podocopida; Cyprididae
Source: the annotation of a GenBank genome assembly